AAAUUGUUCUCAUUAAUCACAAGGAAAAUUUGUGGACGUCAUUCGGUUGCUGGUGAGGGUGUGGUUUGGGGGCUAUGGCAACAAGAAUCAUGAAUCAAAACAAAAAAUUAGGAAAUUGCGGAAUUCUUUCAGUGACAUUCCUGAUUCGAAAACGAUAGUGUGUGUUGAAUUACAACCUUAUUUUGCGCCUUAUUUCGGGAGUAUUUGCCAGUAUGCAGUUUUAUUGCAUUUUGUUUUUCGUUGCAGUUACACUGCCAAAAAGUGUCUUCACCUUUUGUCCAAGUUUAGUCCGUCAGACUAGUAGGUCGGAUAUUUGCUCAAAAUAUGGGUCAUACAUUAGUGGAUCAGUUACUUCUGCUGAUGGCUGCUUCACUGUUAUUGCUGACAGUAAUUGUACAACUGGAUUACUACAAUGGAAUGAUUCAACCACUCCAUAUGGAAGAGACAUUGGUCUUCAUUUAAAUGCAUUUGAUGCUUAUGAUAGGAAUGGAAGUUUCCCAAGAUUUGCAUUGAACAUCACCAUUUCUGAUCCACUAUUUAAGACCAUGUGGUUUAUGCUUGAAGAUUUUAUCAAACCUCAGAAUGCCAAGUGUUUUACUUUAAUCAGAAACAUUGUUAAACCAGGGUGUGAUGAUGUCAUGGGGAACUAUGAUUGUUAUGUCAGAGAUUCUGCAAGUUCUCUCAUGACAAGUGAUUCAUACACAACCAUCAAGUUUCUAAUGAAUGGAGAAAAAUUGCAAUACAAAUUUAGGAAUUUGUAUGGUAGGGAUAUGAGUAACAGAAUAAUAUUUUUCUAUACUCACACCUCUAUUGAAAAUCAGCUUGUUAUUACUUUCCAAGCUCUAGAUGGUAUAGAUAAAUACAUGAUAAAAUUAUGUUUUAAAGGGCAAAACAAAUGUUCUCAUACUUUCAAAGUGGAUCUGUCAAUAGAUUCUACUUAUUCUGAAAGAUACGCUGAUUUGAUUACUUAUAAACUAUCUCAAGCGACAUUAAAGAAAGGAAAGUAUGAACUGUAUAUUGAAUGCCAACGCUUACCAAAUAGCACAUCGUCUAAUGUUAACUGCUGCAAUCAAAGCAGAGUUCUUGAAAUCGAUAUUGAUCAUCAGUUCGACAUGGUUGAUGUAGCCAUAUUAAUAGGUUUAAUUCUUAUAAUUGGAUUCUUCACCUUUGCCAUCGCAGUAUUAUAUCUUCGACGAAGAGUACUCGAGCCAAUUCCGAGUGAUUUCCAAAUGCUGCUCGUUUUUGAUGCAGUAAGUGUUCAACAUACCGAUUACGUGAAGGCAACGCGAAUAUUCCUUCGUAAGCUUCUAGACAUUGAAGUAAUUGUAGAUGUCGUUGAUAUGAACAUUACGGAGCACACAUCUCCAUAUCAGUGGAAUAUCGCGGCUAUCGAACAAGCUGACUGUGUCGCUAUUGUGAUUCCCCCGAAAAUACUGCCUUGCGAACGUCGAGGUUCGCCUUAUCACAAAACCUACCAGUUAUGUUUAAACGUCCUAGAAUCCCAUUUAGACAAUGUACUUAAGAACAACCAAGCUCCAUCUUCCGAUAAAAUUUUUGCUUUAGUUCUCCCUUUCUCGGAUAUCGAGCUAAUACCAAAAUUUCUUAAGUUUAUGGCCCGUUUCCAAAUACCCCUUGACUAUUGUUUCUUGCGCCAACACAUCCAAUCAAUCCGGAGCCCACGUCGAAUACGUUUGCCUCGAUGGCUUCUUUUUAAUCAAACUACCACCAAAAAGUUAUUUUCCACGGUUGUCGACAACAUACAGACGUCUCAGGAUGAAAUUGCUCUUUUACCCGACAUCGAAUACAGCAACAGUCUGACCGUUGGCGAUGGCCAGGACGAUCUUUUACCUGAAGAGAUGUCAGCUAUCCAUCACAGAACUGAGGAAAUGGACGCAAUUUUUGGAACUUGUGUUAAAAGUAUUAGAACUUUACCAUCCGUGAUGAGCUCAGCCAAUUGUUAAAUCAAAUUAUCUUUCCAAAUUGUGUAAUUAUUUGUGUAAAUAUAUAUUAUAUACGGCAAGGCCUUAACAU
Daphnia pulicaria is the source of this 2031-nucleotide messenger RNA. RefSeq lists its product as uncharacterized. The transcript has 4 exons. NCBI's taxonomy places the organism in Eukaryota, Metazoa, Arthropoda, Branchiopoda, Diplostraca, Daphniidae. The record is from RefSeq and is a predicted model, not a curated record. The coding region runs from base 213 to 1961 and encodes 582 amino acids.